Andrographis paniculata is the source of this 7069-nucleotide messenger RNA. RefSeq names its product protein TPLATE. The coding region runs from base 384 to 3905 and encodes 1173 amino acids. Lineage: Eukaryota; Viridiplantae; Streptophyta; Magnoliopsida; Lamiales; Acanthaceae. The record is from RefSeq and is a predicted model, not a curated record. Gene Ontology annotation, biological process: endocytosis. The transcript has 11 exons.
GAGACCGAGCAUAGCCCAGCACAGCCUCUGUCUCCGUCGCAGUUGUAGGCGUCGGCGUCGGCGUCGGAGUCGGAGUCGGAGUUGUUGGCGGAGGGAGUGAGACUCAGAGAGAACCCAAGCAAGUGAAUUUGAAUGGCUUGUGAGUGUCUGAAUAAAAAUUUUCAGAUCCUGUUCGUCCUUGUUUUUGUUUUUGUAUUUGUAUUGUCGUCGAUUGGCCGGCGCUGCAUCUCCGACGAGUUGGGAUGCGUCGUUCACCGUCGUGCAUAUCCAUCUGUGUUCCUGGUUCUUAUCCACAGUCCAUCUGAGAUUCCAUUCGUUCGGUCAGUCCGUCAGUUAUUGCCGAUUGUGAUUAAUGUUCUGAAUUUCAACGAUAGCCUCCCUCAAUGGAUAUUCUGUUCGCUCAGAUUCAGGCGGACCUCCGAUCCAACGAUGCGCUCCGUCAGUCCAAUGCCUUGCUCCAGGCUCUGCAGCAGUCCGCCGCCGGGCGAGAUAUAUCCGUCAUCGCAAAGACCGCGGUUGAAGAGAUCGUCGCUUCUCCAGCUUCUGCAGUCUCCAAAAAACUCGCGUUCGAUGUCAUUCGAUCAUCGCGUCUAACUGCCGAUUCAUGGGAUACUGUAUGCCUGGGCAUUCGAAAUGAUUUCGAUUUCCCCGACCCCGACGUCACUGCCGCCGCCAUCUCAAUCCUCGCCGCCCUUCCCUCCCAUCGCCUUGCCAAACUUAUUAACGACUGCCAUGAAGACAUCACCUCCUGCUUUGAUUCGCCUAGCGACAAUCUCCGUUUUUCGAUCACUGAAACUCUAGGCUGCAUUCUGGCGCGCGAUGAUCUCGUGACAUUGUGUGAGAACAAUGUUAGGCUGCUCGAUCGUGUUUCCAAUUGGUGGAAUCGGAUUGCCAAUAAUAUGCUUGAUAGAGCUGAUAAUGUUUCGAAGGUCGCUUUUGAAUCCAUCGGUAAACUGUUUCAAGAAUUUGAAACUAAGAAAAUGAGUCGACUUGCUGGAGACAAGUUAGUAGAUACAGAACACUCUGUUGCAAUUCGAUCAAAAUGGGUUUCAUCUAUGGUCGAUUUAGUGUGGGAUAAGAGAAGUGCUUUGAUGUCACGGUCAUUAAUUCUACCAGUAGAGAUUUUCAGAACUACCAUUUCCCCCUUGGUUUAUGCUGUAAAGGCAGUAGCUACAAGGUCAGUAGAGGCAAUCAAGAUGUUGUCACGGUCACUAAACGAUCAUGGAAUGACUUCAGAUUCCGAAAAUGCUGACAAAUUUAUUGGAGUAUCUGAUGUGGUAUCACAUUUGGCACCAUAUUUGGCAUCGUCUUUGGAUCCUUCUUUGAUAUUUGAGGUGGCUUUAAAUAUGUUAUACUUGGCUGAUGUUCCUGGAGGGAAACCUGAGUUGGCGUCGGCAUCAAUUAUUGCCAUUCUUACACUCUGGGACAGACAGGAGUAUUCCUCUGGGCGUGAGAGCAUAGUUCGAGCUGUUGUUACUAAUUUGCAUCUCCUUAACCUAAGCAUGCAGGUUUCAUUGUUUAAUAAACUGCUUAAUAUGGUGAGGAACCUGAGAGCUGAAUCAGAUCGAAUGUAUGCUUUGGCAUGCAUCUGUCGAACUGCUCUAUGUGUUGAUCUCUUUGCAAAGGAGAGCGUCCGUCGCGGUCAAAAGCCACUUGCUGGAACACAUGUUACUUCACUAUUUGAAGAUGCAAGAAUAAAGGAUGAUCUCAACAGCAUUACAAGUAAGGACUUGUUCAGAGAAGAAUUAGUGGCCAUGCUUGUGGAAAGCUGCUUCCAGUUGGCCUUGCCCUUGCCUGAACAAAAUAAUUCAGGCAUGGAGAGCAGGGUGAUUGGAGCUUUAGCUUACGGAACUGGGUAUGGUGCUCUGAAUUGGACAGAGCCAGCUUUGGAAGUGGUGGAAGUGUGUAGGCCAUGUGUCAAAUGGGAUUGUGAGGGUCGCACAUAUGCUAUUGAUUGCUACCUAAAGUUGCUUGUUAGGCUCUGUUGCAUCUAUGAUACCCGAGGUGGGGUCAAAAGAGUCAAAGAUGGAGCUUCUCAAGAUCAGAUAUUAAACGAAACACGGUUGCAGAAUUUGCAGCGAGAACUUGUUAGGGAUCUUCUUGAGGUCAACACCCCUAGAAUCAGUGCUCGGUUUCUCUGGGCUAUUUCAGAACACAUUGAUUUGCAGGGCUUGGACCCUCUUCUCGCAGAUGACCCUGAGGACCCAUUGAACAUUAUCACAUCAAUUAUUCACAAUGUUUUGUUCAACAUAGAUUCAUCUGCGAGUACAACUAAUCAGGUUCAAGAUGUGCAAGCAGUACUGCAAUGUGCACAGCGUUUGGGAUCACGAAGUGCUAGGGCAGGGCAAUUGCUGAUUAGAGAGCUUGAAGAAUUUAGGAGCAACCCCUCUUCAAAUUCGGUUAAUAAGCAUCAGUGCCGAUUAAUACUUCAGAGAAUUAAAUAUGUUUCAAAUCAUUCGGAUGAUAAAUGGGCUGGUGUUAGUGAAGCUAGUGGAGAUUAUCCAUUUAGCCACCACAAACUAACUGUUCAGUACUAUGAUGCAUCUGCAAUGCAAGACCGAAAACUUGCAGGAUUUGUUCAUAAGGCUAUUUUAGAACUCUGGAGACCAAAUCCUCAUGAAUUAACUCAAUUGUUGACAAAGGGGAUAGACUCAAGUUUAAUAAAAGUUCCUCCUAGUUCACUUACAUUAUCUGGUAGUAGUGAUCCUUGCUUUAUUGAAGGGUAUCAUCUGUCAGAUCCCAAUGAUGGAAGGAUUACUCUACAUUUGAAGGUCCUGAAUCUUACAGAGAUUGAAUUGAACCGUGUAGACAUACGAGUUGGAGUCACUGGUGGUUUGUACUUCAUGGAUGGGUCUCCUCAAGCAUUGAGACAAUUGCGUGGCCUUGGUUCACAGGAACCAAUGUUCUGCAGCGUAACUGUUGGUGUCUCUAAGUUCGAGCUAUGCGCCUUCUGGGUCCAAGUCCUAUAUUAUCCAUUUCACGGCAGUGAUGCUCAGGCAGAUUAUGAAGAUGACUAUUUCGAGGAAGAACAAGUUAUGAGACAAAAAAGGAGUCGUAGGCCUGCAAUUGGAGAGCCUGCAAUAUUGAGAUGUCAGCCAUACAAAAUUCCCCUCACCGAGCUUCUUUUGCCUCAUAGAAUUUCUCCUAUUGAAUAUUUCCGGCUAUGGCCUGGUUUACCAUUUGUUGUGGAGUCUACGGGCACAUAUAUAUAUGAAGGAAGUGGUAUUAAGGCCACUGCAGCCCAGCAGUAUGGGGAGUCUCCUUUCCUUAGUGGCUUGAAAUCUCUAUCUUCUAAGCCAUUCUUUAAAGUUUGCUCACAUGUUGUUCGGACAGUUGCUGGAUUUCAGCUGUGCUAUGCUGCUAAGACAUGGCAUCGAGGUUUUCUUGGCAUGAUGAUUUUUGGUUCCAGUGAAGUGAGCAGAAAUGUAGACUUGGGGGACGAAACCACCACCAUGAUGUGCAAAUUCAUCAUACGAGCUCAAGACGCAGCUAUCACCAAGGCCAUUGCUUCUGACUUGCAAGGUUGGAUGGAUGACCUCACUGAUGGAAGUGUUGAGUAUGUGCCUGAAGAGGAAGUCAAAGAGGCUGCAGCAGAAAGGCUCCGAAUUUCAAUGGAACGAUUGGCACUGUUAAAGGCUGCUCGACCUCGUCCAAAGUCCCCUGAUUCUCAUGACAAUGAACAAAAGGAAAAGGAAGAGGAACAAGAACAGGAACAUGACAAGGAUGAGGAUGAGGCUGAGGUUGAGAAGAAAGAUGACAAGGAAGGUGGAGAAGAUGGAAAAACAAAGGAAUCUUCGACACUGUUCGAAUUAACUGCAGAAGAAGUUGAACAUCGAGCGCUUCAAGCAGCUGUUUUACAGGAGUGGCACAUCCUCUGUAAAGACAGGAGGACGAAAGCCAAUUAAUCAAUUUUCCUCAGUUUGUUUGUAUAUGUGCCGGUUAAAUAAUAUCCAUCGAUUUUGUUUGGAAUUUUGGUCGAGAGGAAUAAUAUAGAGUUCCCCUUUCGCGCCAUCUCUGUCUUUUGAACUCUUUCAUAUGUAGUGCUUAAUGUAUUAUAUAUUCGGAGCUUUAACACUCUCUGGUGCAGAUGUCUCGGCUGUGUAAGUUCUGCAGCUGAAGCCAAGCAUGGUGUGGACAUUCUUGCAGCCGCGGCUUGAUGACAGGAUCCUAAGCUUAUAUGAUCUUGUAAUGUGAGUUAUUCUCUGCCUGUAUACUGUUUCUUUUUUAACAUGUUUACUUAUCUUACGGGACUUUUCUGAAUAUUUGAGAACACUUCCAUUGAAAUCCACUUUGCAUACCAAUUUAGAGUGCUAUAGAUUUGCAGUAAUGCAUCCCAUUCUUAAGAAAUGAUUGGUAUCUUUUGUCCAUUACUUUCAUUAAUUAGUUUGCAAAAAUUGAUCUGAUGCUCUUGCAUUAGUGUUCUUCUGUCAGGAAACAUGGUCCUGCACUAUUCUAUUCUUGGGAGCUCUGUCUGUUUUAUGAUCAUCCAUUUUUAUGGUUGCUUGCUUGUCAGUGCUUUAAUGGAUUCUCUGAAUUUGAUCUAAUGUUGGUGGAGAUAGAGGGGUCCAUUGGGUUAUGCUAGGAUGGGAUGGGGUGGGUGGGGUAUGGUAGGGUGGGGUUUGAUUAUGACUAUGAUGAGUACAACAUCUCUGCUCAGGACCUCCAUUGCCAUUCAACCUUUUGUUCAAAAUGCUUAGUUGUCUGUCUGUCAACUCACUCCUUCCCCCAUCCUUUAUGCAUCCGUAUAUAUAUACAAUAUGGACCGACCAAUCUCACUUCUUCUCUUCCCCGGCGCUGAUCUCUCUCUCUCUCCAGUUCUAUUCCGCCGCCGCCAGCGGUGGUCGCGAAGACACGCCGGCAACGCAGGGUUAUUAUGCCGCCGCAGGCGGUGGUCGUGAAGACGACGAUGGUACACGCACGCACGCCCGCCGGCAACGCAGUAUAGGAUCCCAUGCAUGCAUGGAUUGCCUUGGCCAGAUUAUUACACGGCCAAAAACACUACAAACCAAAAAGCCCUCACAACAGAACUUGCAAUGCAGUACUGUUCAAAUAUUUGCUGCAUGGGUUUAAUAAUUCCAUCGUGGUGACCAAUAAGAAGGCAACAGUUAAAUGCGCGUGUGUUGGCAAUAUCCCCUGAAGAUGCGUGGAGAAGAGCUAGCUAUCUAGCUACCGAAUACACAUAUAUAUACAGAGACAUGUAUGUAUAUAUAUACAUACACAUAUAUAUAUGUAUAUAUGGAGCGUAACUUUCAGCAUUAUCCACGCUAAGGUGUACACGCGUCCAUUUUCUAGAACAUUUCCAUGCAACACCCAUCAUUUGUUUAAUUCCUUAUAGUGUCUGCCUCGUCUCGUUUCGUGCGUGCUACUGCUGCUGGAAGGACACAUCGCCCUCCUCCCAUUGCCCCCUCCUUUUCACCUCCUCUCCGUAUUUAUUUCCGCCAAUGCCUCUCACCUAUUGACAUCUGUCCCUCUCCUUUACCUGCACUGCAAUAUCUUCCUAUUUCUAGCUAGAUCUCGCCCAGAUUUGUGUCUAAUUAUUUACCCCGAUGAUGAUCCAGAUGAUGUUUCCUGGUGGUGCUGGUGGCGGCGGCGGCGGCGGCGGCGGCGGUUGUGGUUGUUGAAUUAUGUUUGUAGCUUCCUGCUUUCAGAUCCGUCCAUCCAUGCCUCGCUGGGUAGCCAGAGCUUCGUCGUCGUCUGAUAAUCACGCCGUUAUAAGCUGGCUAAUGCUUAGAUUCCGUCCGAUUGCGCCGAAGCCUGCCGGCAGUGAAGCGACCUCCGGCUCGUCAGGCCACGAGCGGGGGAACUUGUUAGGUAGGAGGACUAAAAGGAAGUAUGUUAGAGUAAGCGGUCGGAAGAGCAAACAGUGUGUUGUGAGGAAGAAGAAGAAAGUUGAAAGUAAAAUACCGCCGCCGCCGGAGAAUUCGGAAGUUGAAGAUGCGCCGCCGCCACCGGAGAAGGAAGUUGUGACGCUUCAGCUUUUGCCGGAGAGAUCUGACGGUGAGAAUAUUAACAGCGUCGAUAAUCGUCGGAACAGUACCGACGACCACGCCGGCGACGAAGUCAACGGCCGGACGGCGGGAUCCGUGGUGCAGACGUGGAUAAUCGUGGAAAGCGUGACCGGAAAGUUUGAAGGAGGGAGCAGUAGUACCGGAGCAGAGUUAGGGUUUCCGGAUCUGGAGCGGGACACGUGUCCUGCGCUGGUGUCGGAUGGGAACAACAACGUGAUAUGGGUGAACGAAGCGUACAAGCAAAUGGUUGGGGCGACAGAGACCGACACGGCCGUGUCGGUGGGGCUGGUUGUUAAGGAGAACGAGCUGGCGCCGCAUGGGUGCGGUGCGUCGGCGGCAUGGUGCUGCAGGGUGCGCGUAGUGGCGCAGAUCUGCACGGAACACGAGGGGAGCAGUUACGAUAUAAUGAAUAGGAGAGGCGCAUGCGACGUGUGGAGAAUGGUUGGCGCAUUCGCAGGCAUGUUUGCGUGGAGAUUGUUGGACGUCAAUACUGCCCUUACUCUCUCACUGUAGCUGCUGCCGCUGCUGCUGCUGCUGCUGCUGCUUAUCAUCAUCGAUCUCGUAAUUACCUUCAAUUCCGGAUGAAGAAUUUUUCAUCCCCACAACCAGCUUAAUUAAAACUUAGGUUUGCAAUGCAACGAUGGCAUGAAUGGCUGCCGAAGAAGACAGUGCUGCAAAGACAAACAAACAAGCAGCACACCCAAAUAAAAAAGGCUAUAUUUUGUCCCAUAAGGUUUGACUACUGCUACAAAUAUAUAUACAUAUAGUCAGUCUGUAUGGUCGUUAAAAAGAGCUUUAGGAGUGUAGUGUGUGUGUAACAAACUAGUACACACACACACACCAUCUUCAGCACGUAAUAUGUGCUUUGGUUUGGGCUAAUCUCCCCUGUAUAUAAUAAGUACCUCUACUUCAUAUAUUUAUGCAUGCAUCUCUCUAUGCACCGAGGCAGGUGCUGUGUUAUAAGUACCUUUGUCACCAUUUCACCUGUAAGGAUUUGACAAAUGCCAAAUCAGUUGUUGCUAAAGAAACCUCCCUAACAGUAAAAAAAAUUAAAUAUUUAA